Rhinichthys klamathensis goyatoka is the source of this 2024-nucleotide messenger RNA. It is a transcript of the gene tpra1, whose product is annotated as transmembrane protein, adipocyte asscociated 1. Lineage: Eukaryota; Metazoa; Chordata; Actinopteri; Cypriniformes; Leuciscidae. Gene Ontology annotation, cellular component: plasma membrane. Gene Ontology annotation, molecular function: G protein-coupled receptor activity. The record is from RefSeq and is a predicted model, not a curated record. Bases 179 to 1315 code for a protein of 378 amino acids. The transcript is spliced from 12 exons. Gene Ontology annotation, biological process: G protein-coupled receptor signaling pathway.
UUAUCUUGACAAACGAAUCGCGACUGACGCAUCAGUUUCGUUCCUCCUGUAAACAACAAACAACCGACACUCCGACUAAGGUUAUUAUGCCUCAACUAAUAACCUAUGAUCACGUUAAUGCUGAAACACACCAGCCUCUGAUCUGAGAUCAUCUUCACUUAAAGAGGUGUAAUCCAGAAUGCUGGAGACCGUGACUGAAUCGAGAAGGUUGGUCCAUUAUGGCAACACCAGUGUGUUUCCCACUGUGGAGAACAGCUCUCAGUUCAACCCUGACCAUGAGAUCAACAUCACCAAACCACACAAGUGUCUGCAGAUCCUGUACGACGACAUCGGAGAGUCCAGGGUUCGUUACUGGGAUCUGAUGCUGCUCAUCCCGAACGUGGCGUUCCUGGUGUUCCUGGUGUGGAAACUUCCUUCUGCUCGCGCUAAGAUCCGCCUGACCUCCAGCCCCAUAUUCGUGGCGUUUUACAUACUGGUGUUUGUGGUGGCGGCUGUAGGAAUCACACGUGCAAUAGUCUCCAUGACCGUCAGCGCAUCCAUCGCCGCCACACUCAUAGACAAGGUGCUUUGGGAAAUCACAAGGUUCUUUUUAUUGGCUACUGAGCUCAGCGUCAUCAUCCUCGGAUUGGCUUUUGGCCAUCUGGAGAGUAAGUCCAGCAUCAAGCGUGUGUUGGCCAUCACUGCGGUCCUGUCUCUGGCGUACUCCAUCACACAGGGGACUCUGGAGAUUCGUUUCCCAGACAAACAUCUCUCCGCCAAAGACUUCAACAUCUACGGCCACGGCGGGCGGCACUUCUGGUUGGCCAGCUCCUGUUUCUUCUUCCUGGUGUAUUCCUUAAUAGUCAUUCUACCUAAAACUCCAAUCAGAGAGAGAAUCUCAUUACCAUCUAAGAGGGGUUUUUACGUGUACGCUGCGAUCCUGUCCGUGUUGAAUCUGGUCCAGGGUUUGGGAAGCGCGCUGCUCUGCGCUGACAUCAUCGAAGGCCUGUGCUGUGUGGACGCGACCACAUUCCUGUACUUUUCCGUCUUUGCUCCUCUGAUCUACGUGACGUUCCUCAAAGGAUUCUUCGGUUCCGAGCCCAAAAUCCUCUUCUCGUACAAGUCCCAGAUCGACGAGCCGGAGGACUCAGACGUGCACCUGCCCAACACCUCGUCCUCGGGCCUGAGCCGCAGAGACCUGGACCACGGCUCGUACUCCAGCACGCAGAUCGACGGCUCCGGCGCGUACCUGGACGACGUGGUGUCGGGCCCGUUCGGGGGAGCGCACAGCAUCAACAGCAUCGACAGCGACCGCUGGAGAGCCCUGAACGCAUGACCUCUGACCUCCGGGACAUUUGACCUGCUGCGUCAGUGCUGUUAUUUAAACAUAUGUAUUCCAUGAAUCCAACAUUCCUUGUGUAACAACAGUGCUCUUAAUUUUACAUCUGUGUACUCAAAGCGAGUUUAUUGGACUUUGUGAAGUGCAUAACCUAAUAUAUUUCUUCAGAAAUGCUUUAUGAUCUUAUCUCUAGGUGAGUUCAGACUGGAUUAGCUAGAUGUGCUACUGAUGCCAACAAAGCAUCUGCUCAGUUUUUGAUGUUUCUUUUCUACCAUUAGGGUUGUUUUGCACUGAAAGUCAUUCAUUUUGGUGCAUGUUGUAAUUUAAAGGCCUAAAAUCUACCUUGACUUUGUUCAUAUGCUUUAUAUGCUGGGCGUUCAUCUGUUUCUCAGUGCUAUAUCAUAGUGUUUUCUUUUGAUUUUUAUUUAUUUUAGUGAUAUGUUGAAUUUCGUUUUAGCCUGUCAUUAGAUUUGGCCUCAGUUCUUAAGUUAAAGCUUAAAUUGUGAGCUUGACCUUUGACCUUCUGUCUAACUGAUAGUGAAAAUUGAACUGGCUCGAGUCUGAUUUAUUAUAACAUCAUUCCAUGUGGGAGAAAAACUUGACAAAAAAGGACCGUACUGAGAAAGCAUUUGACCCGCUUUAUUUUAUUUGAUAAAAGUACUGCAACGUAACUAUUUCUUGGUGCACAAAAAAACAAAAACAAAAA